Molecule: messenger RNA, 5062 nt
Organism: Centruroides sculpturatus (bark scorpion)
Lineage: Eukaryota; Metazoa; Arthropoda; Arachnida; Scorpiones; Buthidae
Product: thrombospondin type-1 domain-containing protein 7B-like
Exons: 27
Coding region: 47-4573 (1508 amino acids)
Biological process (GO): actin cytoskeleton organization
Cellular component (GO): plasma membrane
Source: RefSeq, a predicted model, not a curated record
AGUGAAGAUCGACCGCGAGAGUUAAGUGUAGCACAUAAAGUAAAACAUGAUGACCUUACGCAUUAAAUUCUUGUUGGUAGCUUUCGUGUUGUUGCAUCAAGUACAGAAUGUCGAGUUAAAGAAUGUUUCGGAGCAUUUUCGAGAGUAUUUAUGGACAACCGGUCCUUGGGAGGAAUGUUAUAGCGAAACGAAUUGUGGAUACGGAGAAAGAAAGAGAAACGUGUGGUGCGUAGAAGUUAAUGGUUAUCAAUCUCUAGAAAGAAAAUGUGACAACGAAAAAAAGCCAGUGGAAAGAGAACUUUGUUUUAAAGUUUGCCAAAAAUAUAAAAAUUCCGUCAGGUGGAAGAUUGGAAAGUGGAGCGAUUGUCUGUCGUCUAACAGCUCUAGAUAUUGCGAAGAGGGUCCAGGGAGGAAGACUAGAAAAGUGGUUUGCAUUCACAAGAGUAGACACGAAGGAAAGUAUCUAGGAACUCUUCCAGACGAAGUUUGUUCUUCUUUCUAUCUAAAGCCAAUAACAGAAAAAAGAUGCAUCACGAGAUGCCCUCAAAACUGUGUUGUUUCGGCAUUCGGAGAAUGGUCAGAAUGCAAAGUGUGUGGUUCGGUCAAUCGCACUAGAAUUAGGACUGUGUUGGUGGCUCCAGAAGAGGGAGGCCGAUUUUGUCCUCCUCUGAUUCAAUCGGAACCAUGCGAACACCGAAGAGAAUGCUUAAAACAAGUAGGUUCCGAUCGAGAAUAUUCUCUGAAAUUAGGCAGAUGGAGUGCCUGCCUUUCCAAGACAAGUGAAAACAGAAACUCUUCUUCAAAUGUGCCGAGGGUAGGAUUUAGAACAAGAAACGUAUCUUGUAUCGAUGGCUUUGGACAGGACGUCCAUUUGAGCUGGUGUGAGAAUCACUUUCCAUUGCGGAUACCACUGAUCGAAAGCUGUAUAGUUCCUCGAGACUGUCGGGUGUCCGAAUGGAGCCAAUGGACCACCGUCGGAGAAGGUUGCAUCACUUCCGACGGACACGUGUAUCCUGAACUCAGGCGUAGACGUAGAAAGAUAGAAAAACUUCCAGAAGGAGAGGGAGCGCCGUGUCCUCCCCUGGUGGAGAGAAAGUCCGUCCGCGAUGGAUUGGAAUCGUGCGAUAGCGAAUUUAAAUGGAUUCGUUCCGCCUGGAGCCGUUGCAUUCCUGAAGGUAAAACGUGUGGAGGAGGACUCCAGACAAGGACAGUUCUUUGUAUGAGAAACAAAGAUCUAAUUCCCGUGGAAGCAAGCAAUUGUAAAGAAAUCAGACCACCAUCCAUGCAACAAUGCAACGUGGAAUGUACCAAGAAAUGCACGGUCUCCGAAUGGUCCCUUUGGAGUACCUGUCUACCUGUAAAUGUUCGGGAACCGUUAAAAUCAACUACAGGUUAUCGGAAGAGGACCAGAGAAAUCCUACGAAAGCCCAGUGGCAUUCACGAGUGUCCUUGGUUAGUGGAAGUGAAGUCCUGUCGGGAACCGGAAGUGGUCAGAUGGGUGACGGGAAAUUGGAGUUCGUGUCGCUUGCACGACGUCACACAACCCUGUGGCCAAGGAGUAAUGAAAAGGGAAGCGAUUUGCAUCAAUCCCAAAGGGAAGCACGUGUCUUCGUCUCUGUGUCAGAUACACGUGUUACCUCCAAAACUGUUGGCACCAUGUUACGUUCCUUGUCCUAGAGAUUGUGUUUUAGCGGAAUGGACGGAAUGGUCGUCCUGCGAGGCCGAAUGCAAUUCGGAAGAAAAGGAAGAAGUCAGGACGAGACAAAGAAGGGUCAUCGCGGAACACGGAUCAGUUUUGGACGUCAGAGAAGUUCUUCAAACAAUUACAAACAUUUCAGAUGGAAAACCUUGUCCAGCCAAGGAUACAUUAACAGAGUCAGAACCGUGCGAUUACGAAAUCUGCUCUGGUUAUCAUUGGAUUAAAUCGAAUUGGUCGUCGUGUCAAAAACCCAAGAACGGAACUUGUGGUAAAUCCGUACAAGUUAGAAGCGUGCAAUGCGUCACUGCUUUGCAUCAGACUGUUCCCGAUGACAGAUGUUCUCCCGAACCCAAACCGAUGAUUUUUCGAUCCUGCGACUAUCCUUGUCCUGUGGACUGCGCAGUUACUAACUUCACCGAGUGGACUGCUUGUUCAGACGACUGUCUUUCAGUGCAGCGUCGAGAGAGAUUCGUAUUGCAAUCUUCUGCGCACGGAGGACGUCCCUGUCCUUCAACGUUGGAGGAAACGAGAAAAUGCAACGUGGGUAAAGAAUGUUUGCCGAAUUUAAACAGUUAUUCGUCUUCUUCUUUCUUCUGGAACGUGUCGACUUGGAGCAAUUGUAUCUUAGCCGAAAAUCUUCAUUGCGGAAAAGGCUUUCGUGUGAGAAAAAUUUCGUGUGUAAAGGAAAACGGAAUAGAAGUCCCGAUUCGGAACUGUGUUGCGUUAGAUGAAGAAUCUGUUCCGAAGUCGAGUGAUCCUUGUUUUAUAUUUUGCAACUCUUCUUGCAUCGCGACAGAAUGGACUUCCUGGUCUGCCGAAGACGUCAAAGGUUGUCCUUCAAAGAAACAAAACCGUUUCCUUUGGCAGAGGUCUUGGCAACUCCCGAGGGUCAUUGGUCUGAUUGCAUCGUGGAUGACGAUAGUUUAUCGUUUAAGAGAAACAAGAACGAAAGUGUCGAAGAAUGUGGCGUGGGAAAACGAUACAUCAGAGGGAAUAAGAUCGAAUCUUGCGAACAGAAGGGUCAGGAACAGUUUGGUAUCAGACAUGUGUUUAGUGGAAUGUGCAGAAUCAUGUCGAAUGUCGGAAUGGACGGAAUGGAGUGUCUGCAACGUUUCAUGUGGGCAUGGAUAUAGGAAAAGAGAGAGGCGCGUCAUUAAAUAUGGAAAUAGAAAUGGACGUCCCUGUUCUAUUUCUUUUGGAAACUCUGAGAUUCAAGAAGACGUAUGCCAAAUUUCUUGUGAUUAUUAUCAAUGGUUUACGGAAGAAUGGAGUGAGUGCAGAAUUUCCAUCGUUUCUAAGAAAAAGUGCGGUUCCGGAAUUAAAAACAGAACCAUCAGCUGUAGACGGAGUAACGCACUCGGAAAACCUGUGCAGGUAGACGAAGUGUUUUGCGAUUCUUCAAUUCGUCCUUCUGAAAUAGCAAAAUGUUACUUUUAUUGUCCCGACGACUGCAUCGUUUCUACCUGGUCCCAAUGGUCAGAAUGUAAACAGCCAUGUAACAGUAACUACUCUAGAUACAGGAACAGAACUGUAUUGCGAAUGGCUCUUCCUUCUUCCGGUAGAAAAUGUCCUUCUUUGGUACAGGAAGAACCUUGUAACGUAGGAUACAAUUGUUUUCAUUACAAAUGGUUUAUCGGGGGUUGGGGCUCGUGUAUACUUCCCGAAGGAACCAUAUGUGGUAAAGGAGUCAGUUCCAGAACAGCAACGUGCAUCAAGAGUAAAGGAGAAUCAGUUUCUUCCGACUACUGUCAAAAGGUACCCAUUCCUGCACUUAGCAAACCGUGUAACGUGGAUUGUCCCAUCGAUUGUCAAUUAUCCGAAUGGACUGAAUGGAAUGAAGAACAAUGCAAACCAUGCAAUCAUAAAGGAGAAAAAUGGAGAAUUCGUAGGAUUAUUCAGGAAGCUAGCGAAACGGGACGACCCUGCGCCUACGAUUUGAUUCAGAAAAUUCCAUGUUCUUACAUUCCCUGUUACCAUUGGUUGAUAGGAGAUUGGUCCGACUGCUUUUUACAAGAUGCAGAAUGUGGUUACGGUUACAAGGAAAGGAAGGUAGAAUGUCGCAGGACAGACGGAGUCAAAGUGAACAAAGAAAAUUGUCUAAAAAUUAACGUAAGUGGAGAGGUCGGAGGUCGACUGGAUCCCAGAUGGUUGGAAGAGGUUAAAGGAGUUCAGGAAAGGGAGGAGUGUCAAGUACCCUGUGCGGGCAGUUGUCUGAUGACGACUUGGUCGUCUUGGAGCCAUUGUCAUCGAAGAUGUAGAGAAGGACAAGUCGUUGGAUAUCAAACGAGAUCUCGAGUGCUCUUAACAAAAGCUUCUAACUCGGAGAAGUGUUCCGAAGAAAAUGUAGAGAAGAGACCUUGCUGGGACGGUCCUUGUCUCACUUACAACUGGGAAUUAAAGAACGGAGUGGUUCAGUGCAUGAGAUCAGACGGAGUUCUCGUAUACGGUGGUUGCAACGACAAACUUCUCCCUUGUCAUCCCCGGUGCAGCAUUAACAAUUCCGAAUGCGAUCACACUUCCGGAGAAUGCAUCUGCGUAUCAAACUCCUUACCUAUCUACGACGAAAGCGACAAGGAGCACCCAAAAUUAUCCAAAUGCAUCUCAAACGUCACCGAAAUUAAUCCCUGGACAGUCGACACCACGACGCAUCCGGAGAUUACUCUUAAAUAUUUUCCAGAUGAUAACGAAAUCAGCCUGUGGAUGUACGCCAUGAUCUGCAUCGGAUGUGGUUUCGUCAUUUUCGUAGCAGUAACUGUGUACCUCAUGUGUAAGCAACAUUCGUUCCUGAGGGAUCGAGAAGAUCGCAUCCUUCGAAUGAAGACUUACGCAGAUAGGUGUUGUUCCGAUUUUUCGGAGGCCAACACCGUGGCAUGAAAAUGUCUAGAAACAAGAAUGUUUAUCGACAUAAUCCGUCGGAAGACGACUCGAAAUUCAUUUAUCACUUUUGCAGUCGAACGGCUGAUGGAAUGUGCCUUUUGGCUCUUCGCAUAACUCCUUUUGUAAAUAGACUAUUCCUUCCUAAACUCUAAUUAUUUUCGCUACGAGUGAAGCCGUAAGAAUCUGGAUAUCGUAUCGUAAAUUUAUAUUUUAAAUAGUAGACUUUCCAUGCGAUACUUCAAAACUGUUAGAUGUUAAACCUUAAUUUGAUACGGCAUUUUUUGUGUUGGAUACAUUUCUUACACUCUGUGAAAACAUUCUUAUCUCUAAUCUUUCCGAGUGCUGUAAAUUAAACGACGUUUUAAAAGUUAUAUAAAAAUUAGAUCGUCUAUCUUACAAAUUACUUACCACAUUGAGUAGAUAAUGAAUAUGACGUAUAUAACAAAUGAUAAACCAACAAAGAUAAUUGCAAACAUCCAAAAUGUA